Toxotes jaculatrix (banded archerfish) is the source of this 862-nucleotide messenger RNA. Its product is annotated as spore coat protein SP65-like. The coding region runs from base 73 to 501 and encodes 142 amino acids. The record is from RefSeq and is a predicted model, not a curated record. The transcript is spliced from 3 exons. NCBI's taxonomy places the organism in Eukaryota, Metazoa, Chordata, Actinopteri, Toxotidae.
UCAAGAUACAAAGAGCAACUUUCACUGACUUAUUCCCCCGUUUUUGUGGAACUGACUCGUAACUCUGUGGCAAUGCAGCUGAAUCUGUUCGCACUGUCUCUUUGCCUCCUUGGCGCAGUUUUAUGUGGAGCCCAGAGCACAACCCCACCACCACCUAUCACAACCGCCGCCUCCACAACUACUCAAUCCACCAGUACCACACCGUCUCCAUCCACCAGUACCACACCUGCUCCAACCACCGCUUCCACAACUGCUCCAUCCACCGCUUCCACAACUGCUCCAUCCACCGCUUCCACAACUGUUACAUCCACCACUGCUCCAGCUACACAAACAGGCAGCACUGCUUCAGGAACUUCUACAGCAGGUGCAGGUGAGGGAGCAGGUCCAUCAGGAGGGCUUUCACCUGGCGCUAUAGCUGGUAUUACCAUCGGCUCAAUCGCUGGGGUGGCUGCACUUGGUGGUGGUAUCUUUGGUGUGCUGAAGUACACUGGGAGGCUCUGAGACCAGCUGUUUAUGAGCUAAAAUAUUUACCACCCAAAGCUCAAACAGAGUAAUUACUGACCAUUGUCUGAAAGGCCCAAUAAAACAAAAUGUCUCUAAGACAGAAAAUGAUGUAAUGGGCCAAGAGGAAGACAUCAAAUUAAAUUUAUUAUGUUAUUUUGAUUGUCUGUUGUCUUUAGAUGAGGAGGUAAUUCUUAGCUGAUCAAUAAACUUUCUAUUGUGGUGGAAAAUGUAUUUCAUUAAUGAUUGUGUUGUGUUUCUUUUUUUUUUUAUUUUAAUUUUUUACAAUGGCAGAUCAUAGUGUCUGAAGCAUGUGCAGGAACCUGAAAAUUCAAAUAAUUUAAAUACUUACGUUGCACUC